Symbiodinium sp. CCMP2456 is the source of this 1221-nucleotide messenger RNA. Lineage: Eukaryota; Dinophyceae; Suessiales; Symbiodiniaceae. The record is from the annotation of a GenBank genome assembly.
ACGACGCCACAUGGUCUCGUCUGGGAAGUGCGUCUCCACCAUAUCUUCUUCCACUACCUGAAGACCUGGCUUUUCUUGGAUCUAGCCACCUUGAUCCCCUUCGACUUUCUGACCGUCACGCUGCAGGAUUUCGUUGGCCUGAAAGUGAUCCGAUCUCUGCGGCUCAUGAAGCUCAUGCGGAUCAUGAAAUCGUCCAAGGUGUUCCAGGAUUUUGAGGCGCCCCUUGCAAUUCCGUACCAGAAGAUAGCACUGCUGAAGUUCAUGGUGGUUCUGCUCUUCAUCUGCCAUUGGUUUGCCUGUGGCUGGGCGGUGACUUUGUCGACGGUGGACGCGUUCUACCCUCGUUGGAUUGAUGGCAUCCAGGAGGCUGACAGCGCCUACGGCAUCGUGACCACGGACUCUCCAUUUCGGAUCUAUGUAGCUGCUUUCUACUUUUGCAGCUAUACCAUCACAUCAGUUGGCUACGGGGAUAUCGUCCCGCAGAACGUCCUCGAACGUGGUGUGCAGUCGUUGAUGCGACGGAUGAGCCCACAGCUACAGGCCGAGGUCUCUGCCAUGACGAACAUGUUGUGGCUGGAGAAAGUGAGUUUCUUCAAGUCCUUCAUGAGCUUCAUCGAGCAGCAACGGAGUCUCGGGGAGUACACCGCUCCCAACGAAGCUUGCGUGGCAGACAUUGCAAAGUCGCUCCGUUUGGUUGCAUUUGCCCAACAGGAGACAUUCCACAACGUGCAAGUCUUGUACAUCCUUUCGAAGGGUCUGGUCGCCCUGAACAGCCGUGUUGGAGCGCUCGGUGAGGUUUGGGGUGAGGAUUUCGUGUUGUCGGACACCUCCCUGAUCCGGCCGGUGGCUGGUUAUGCGCUCACGUACCUGGAGCUGCUGAGCCUCACGCGCGAGGACUUCAUGCAAGUCAUCCAGACAAGGCGCAUUACUUGCCCAGAGCUCUUCCGACUUGUGCGGCGCUAUUGUGUACGGAUCGCCGUGUACCGUGGCAUUUUGGCGGAAGCGAGGCGUCGGCAGCUGUACAGAAACCAAGCAAACGCCGGGACCAAGGGUUCGUCCGCCUCUCCAGCGCCCGGAGCUGAAGCACCGCAGGGCGGCCAGGCGGGCCAGGCGGGCCAGGCGCAGCAGGCGCAGCCUGUGCCCCCUAAAGCAGAGAUGCCUGUGCUCUGCAGCUCGCUGAGCCUUCCAGGCACGGUCGAGAUUUGGGACUCCGCAUUUUAA